AUGGCUCCCAAAAGAACUCGCGAUGGCGAGAACAAACCCUCCGAGUCACGAGCAGGUCCCGCCAUGAAGAAGCGCAAGGGCUUCAGUGUCGGUCCUGCAAACCUCCCUGACGGCACAUAUCGACGCAAGACUCAAAAGAUCAAGUCUGACCUGAUCCAAAAGGCCAAAGUUAAGAAAGCCUACGCCAAGAUCAAAGCCCAAGAACUCGCCACCAACACCUCCAAACCACUCUUCACUACCACUGAAGAAGAAUCCGAAGACAAGCCCGAACCUGCUUCCCUGGAACUGCACCCUGAUCGCGUAGCGAUGAUGAACGAGCCCGAGCCGGUGCCUGAGCCUGCGCCACGACCUGAGCGUCGCCCGCGCAACAUGGAUGGACAGCGAAGAGAGCGGAAACCGAAGCCCUCGGCGUUCUCCAAGGAAAUUGAGAUUGCGGAGCAGCGGAAACAGGCAGCAGAGGCGCGGCAACGGCAGCGGGAGGCUAGACAGAAGGAUCGUGAAGCGAUGGCUCGGGCGAAGCGGCCGGAUCAAUUUGGCAAGAGGCGGUUGGGACGAGAGAGUAAUGUGCUGUUGAGUCGGGUGCAGCGGAUGGUCGGCCAGAACUGA
Penicillium cataractarum is the source of this 606-nucleotide messenger RNA. RefSeq lists its product as uncharacterized. The transcript has 2 exons. The coding region runs from base 1 to 606 and encodes 201 amino acids. Lineage: Eukaryota; Fungi; Ascomycota; Eurotiomycetes; Eurotiales; Aspergillaceae. The record is from RefSeq and is a predicted model, not a curated record.